Dictyostelium purpureum is the source of this 255-nucleotide messenger RNA. RefSeq lists its product as uncharacterized. The transcript has a single exon. NCBI's taxonomy places the organism in Eukaryota, Evosea, Eumycetozoa, Dictyosteliales, Dictyosteliaceae. Bases 1 to 255 code for a protein of 84 amino acids. The record is from RefSeq and is a predicted model, not a curated record.
AUGGAUUGGAUGUAUUUAUAUGAACAAUAUCAAGGCAAUAUUGGUCCGGACGAUACCUCAUUUUUCUUCAAUGAUGUCAGGGACCCUCAAAUUAACCCUGGUACAGGUGAUGGUUGGUUCAAGAAAGGUGUAGUUAAGCUUGUUAGUGGUUCGGGUAUUUGGACCACUCAAUCAUCAAGAUCAACUAAAUCACAGGGUGUUACAUUGGAUCAAUCUGCCAAUGAUUUCUUGAAAAAAAUUGGUAUGGAUAAAUAA